AUGGACAGAGUAGAGGAACUUCAGCCAGAAACUUCAACAGUGGUCCUUGGGUUCAAGUGGCAGCUUCCACGAACUAACCUGAGAAACGUAUCGGUGUCUCCUAGCAACUUCAAUGAGAAUUACCCCUUCUCAGUUGGAAGACACCGUAUCACGUGGACGGGAAUCAGUGACAAAGGAACACAAAAGAGUUGCAGCUUCUAUGUCAUUGUAAAUGGUGAGGAAGAUGAUUGAAAGUAUUUGUUGCCUGUUUCUUUUGGUAUAGACUGAAAUAAAAUAAGCGUGCUUUAGGAAUUUAGGCCUUAUUCGGAAAAUCUUUAUGAUAACUUCUACCAUCUAUACCAUACUUUAUUUGAUACACCUUUAGAAGUACUCGAGUCUUUCGGGAAGGGGGGGGGGGCUACAUCUCGUUUGCAUUAUUAUCUGUGAUUAAGGUAUCUGUCUCUUCGACUAGAUGUGACCCCUCCCUUGGUCAAGAACUGCCCUUCAAGCAUCACCGAACGCACCAACUCACUACAAAAGAACAUUACAUGGACACCACCAACAUUUAUCGACAACGUGGGCGUGGUGAGCGUACUGUCUAAUCGCCAGCCUGGAUUCACCAUGGAUACUUACACGUCAUUAACAGUAAAAUACACGGUUUCAGAUGCUGCUGGAAACGUUGGGUACUGCACAUUCAACAUCACGCUAGAAGGUACACCGGUAACCCUGGCUUACUGUCAGAGCUAUCAAAUACCGACCUGCUCAACACUUAAAAAUACUUGUAUAACAUGCCGAUGAAGGGUUUAUUUCAAAAUAUGAUUAGCCUUUGGGAUUGUCUUCUAGGUCAUCACAAGGUUGGCCUUGCAAUUUUCUGUGUGUUCUAGAAAAGGAAGGGGGAGGGCGCAUAUGCACCGUUUAUCGUACCCACUGUUGCUUUACCCUGCCGAAAUAGCGCCGCACAUUUUACUAUGCCUCUUUUUUUUAUUCUUUGUUUGUAUUCUAUUGCAGGAACAAAAUGCCCCACAAUACCAAAUCCAAAGAAUGGUAUAGCGUCACAGUUUGGCUUUUUCCUGCAGUUGAGGUGUAAUUCUGGUUACUUCUUUAACCCACAACCACCAGGAUAUACGGGCUUGUUUGUGAAUCCAUCUUAUAGAUGUCAAGAUAAUAAAUGGACUGCUAUGUUUUCUCCAAACGCAGUUUUGUCGGGAAAAUUGGAUUGUAUGAGUAAGUUAUUGUUUGGAUGUUCUUUAUAAUUGAUGGGCUCCUUACGCACUGGUGGAGGGUAGGCCUGGGUGUAGGAAUAAGGCCUAACUGGAAAGAUUACUUAAAUGAUCUUACUGAUGUAAGACUUAUUGGCUUCCAAAAUAUAGACAAAUUUAAAGUGGCUGUCAUUUGGACACGUAAAGGCAGCUCUUUCGCCAAAUACAAAGUCACUACAAGCAUUCCGUGUCACCAGAAACUCAUCAGGGGUUGAAACGUGUAACUCGCUCGGAUUUUGAAUAAAAAUUUUCAACAAACGGCUUCUCUGUCUAUUGUUUUGAGUUUGUUCAUUCAUAAAAUUAGCUCAAAACACGAUCGUGACUACAGAAUCCAAGCUGAAAUUAAGCUUGAUGCUUCUCACAUUCAUUACACGAAUAACUUUUUGCGAAGAUGUCAGGUUCAGGUUUUGGACACUUUUCGAUCUGCAGCUAAUGAAUUCUAUUCGAAAAUAUUUUUACUGUUUAUUCUAGACUUUUUAAAAGCCUAUUUGCAGUAUAAGUUUACUGUUCAGAGGGUCAACGAGGCAUCGUUUUUUGAAGUGACAACUUCAAGAAGUCGCGAGGACGUCUAUGGGUUUCAUAAUGUUACGUUUGGCCUGGGUGUUAAGUCAAUAAUAUCCUGCUCAGUAUUUCGGUAAGAUUCCUGGUUUUAACCUUUCAAAGCUUUCUCGGCUUUUGGGAGUUUUUCUCCCGUUUGACAGCCAUUAUUUUAAGCGGGCGCGGGAACGUGAAGUAAAAUUACGUCACGUUGUUUACGAAGUUUGAUUGGUUAGUUAUCUUUUCUUCUCGUUCCAAAUAUGGUACUUUCGAAACCGAAUAAUCACGAGCAUCGGACAAAGCAAACAUACAAGAGUUACACGUUUCAACCCCUAAUGAGUUUCUGGUGUCACUUAAAUCUUAUUUUUUGUCAAUUUUAUGACUUAGCCAUAGUAACGGCGUUAGUAGUAUAAAGGCGACGUUUUAAUCCCCUUUUUUGCGGAGGAUUCGUAUUAGGGAAAUUUUUCAACAAGUCUAAACCUUGACCAAAACAGUGUAAUUUGAUUAAAAAUAAAUUUAAGCUUAUGUCCUACAGAAAACCAUUGUAUUUGAAUGCUUCCUUUUCAGAGUACAUUCUCUACAAUGGCGCUCUUUGCCCAGCCGGUUCAAUUGCUGUGGAUAAUCAAGUUUGUCGUAAGUAAAGCUUAAUUAUAUUCCCAUAAAGAUCCGCGCAAAUACCCUCUGGCGUGAGAUUAUGUAUAGCUGAUUCAGUAAAGGUUGCUAUGGCAUUAAGAAUUGGGUACCAGUAAGCUAUUGUUUGGUGGUCACUCAGGCAAAUCAUUGCAUUGUUCGGUAUGGCCAAAUGCACAAAUACCCAAUUGCCAAUGCCAAAUGCCCAAAGCAACCUUGAUUAUAAGCCAUGUACUUUAAUGAUGAGUUGUUGUUUCUUUCUUUUUUUAGUAAAUUGUCCUCCUGGAACGUACAGCGACAGCUUGACUAACACGUGCAAGGACUGCAACAUUGGGUUCUAUCAAGACGAGGAAGGGAAAUCAGAAUGCCAACCAUGCCCAAAGAACCACUCCACUGCCAUUACCGGAUCCAAAACCAGCUCUGACUGUCAACGUAAGAAAAUUGUCUGGAAUUUCCAGUGUAUAUCCUAUUCAUGAAUAUAAUCUGUUUUGUCAGCUAUUAAUAAAGAUGGAUUUUUUUUUAUUGUGUUAUAGCUAUAUGCCUAGCAGGAACCUACUCGACAAACAAUGGUGUUAGUCCUUGUAGGAAAUGCCCUCUUGAUACCUACCAAGAUACUGAACAAAUGACCAGCUGUAAAGCAUGUCCUGCUGGAACCGACACCAAAUACGAAGGCAGUACUUCCAUUGACGACUGUGCGGGUGAGUAUAUGGGGUCAGGAAUAACAAACUGUGGAUAAAAAGGUGAACAUUGAGGGAUCUUGGGUCGGGAUCAGAUCUAGACAUCACAAUCCAUUAAACAAAGAUCAGUCUUACAGAAAGCUAUGGGUCCGUGAGCAAAUAUCGUAAGUUCAUGAUUAUCAAGAAGCUCGGGUCUACCAAAUACGAAUUAUUUUUAAGGUGUCAGUAAUUUAAAAAAAAAAAAAACUUAAGGAAACAAGCACAGCUUAUUGACCAGACACUAAGAGGUCUGAGGCAGCUCUUACUUAUACUGUAGCAAUGCUUGGCUUGGGUCACCGAAAAAAGCUAGAACUUUAUCUGUUACAGAUCGCCCUGCAUGGUCUCAAGACACGUUCACUUAUCAUUUGCUUUUAUUCCACCCACGUUUAACUUUAAAUAUCUUCCUUUUUGCUCUAUUUUAUAUGUAUCACUUAGUUGCCUCAUUCUUGGUUCAGCGUAGUAUCUGUCUUCCAAACGUCUGUGGGAGAGGUCGUCUCGCAGUAAAUCUAUCUUCUCUUGAUACUUUGCAGGCCCCCUUAGUAUCAGCGAAACGGUGCCCGAUUCUGACUUCACAGUAACUGAGGAUGAAACCAUCUCCAUCUUGUGCAACGUUGAAGGAAGCCCUACACCGACCGCUACCUGGAGCAAAAUAAGCGGUAAGCAUUUGCAUUUAAGAGUCUUAAACUAAACGCCUUCUAACCUUUCUGUCACUAAUUUGCCAUUCUAAAAUUGUAGGCCUACUCCCCGAGAACCGUGUUACAAUUAAAAACGUUUAUGACCUGGAUGCUAAGCUGUCGGGUGUUGAACUAAUCAUUUCUGGAGCUGUUGCUAGUGACGCAGGGACUUACGAGUGUAAAGCUACCAAUCCAUUUGGCACGGUUACUAAGCAAAUGGAGGUUGAUGUUUUGGCUGGUACACCUGGCAGCGGAGAG
Molecule: messenger RNA, 4053 nt
Organism: Porites evermanni
Lineage: Eukaryota; Metazoa; Cnidaria; Anthozoa; Scleractinia; Poritidae
Source: the annotation of a GenBank genome assembly